AUGGAGAAACCUUUGAAAUGCAAAGAAUGUGGGGACAACUUCAGUCAAACUGCAAGCCUUAGAAGACAUGAAAGAAUCCACACAGGGAAGAAACCACAUACAUGUGAAGUAUGUGGAAAGAGUUUCAAUACAAGAUCAAUCCUUAAACAUCAUCACAGGUUCCAUACAGGGGAGAAACCCUAUAAAUGUGAAGAAUGUGGAAAAAGUUUCAACUGCAAAUCAAACCUUAAUAGACAUCAAAGGUGCCACACAUGGGAGAAACCCUAUAAAUGUGAAGAGUGUGGACAAGGUUUCAACAGCAAAUCAAAUCUUAAGCAACAUCACAGGUGCCAUAAAGGGGAGAAACCCUAUAAAUAUGAACAGUGCGGCAAAAGCUUCAACCACAAAUCACACCUUAGACAGCAUCAAAUGUGUCACACAGGGGAGAAACCCUAUAAAUGUGAAGAGUGUGGAGAAGGCUUCAAUCGGAGCUCAUCCCUUAAGAGCCAUCAACAAAAACACUCUGGGAAGAAACCCUUUUUGUGCAAAGAAUGUGGAAAGACCUUCAGUGAGAAACCCUUUUUGUGCAAAGAAUGUGGAAAGACCUUCAGUAAGAGCUCACACCUUAAGACACAUCAACGAAUUCUCACAGCAAACCUUAUGGUACAUCUUGGUGUCCGUACAGGGGAAAUGUCUCAUAAAUCUCAAACUGUAGGGGUUGUUUGGGGGAUGAAUCAAGCCCCCAUGAACUUGAGAAUUCACACAGGAGAGACAUCCCAUAUGUGGAAUGUGUCCAGGGUAUCAGUUCCUUGGGAUUCUCUUGUUUCUCCUUCUGACAAAGAGUCGAUGAACAGAGACGAUGGGGAGGAAAAGAAGGCAGAAGAACAAGGACAGGAGGGGCCACGAGAGUCAUCGGUGUCGGGAGUACGAGAGAACCUUUCUCCAAGUGAGGGUCUGGAAGCUGCCUUAGCAAGUUUGGGAAGAGCAGAAGGGGGAAAAUCCAGCCAAACCUCAGAGCCUGUGAAAAGUGACCCUCUGAGCAAAAAAUCGAUGAAACAUCCAAGGCUUGAUGCCAGCGGAAAGACACAUAAACGUUUGGUGUGUGGAAAGAGUUUCAGAUGGGAUUCAGCCCUUAAAAUACAUCAGCAAAUUCACUUAGGGGGGAAACUGCAUAAUUGUACAGAAUGUGGAAAGAGGUUCACUCAAAAAUUAAACCUUAUCAUACAUAAACUGUACCAUAGAAUGGAGAAACCCUUUAAAUGCAAAGAAUGUGGGAAAAGCUUCAGUCAGAAAGUAUACCUUACCAGACAUCAACGAAUUCACACAGGAGAGAAGCCCUACAUGUGUAAGGAAUGCGGGGACAGCUUCAGUUGGAAUGCACACCUUAGAAGACAUAAACGAAUUCACACAGGCGAGAAGCCCUAUAAAUGUGAACAGUGUGGAAAGAGUUUCAGUCUAAGUUCAACCCUUAAGCAACAUCGUAGGUGCCAUACAGGGGAGAAACCCUAUAAAUGUGAACAGUGUGGAAAGAGUUUCAGUCAAAGUUCAACCCUUAAUCGACAUCGCAUGUGCCAUACAGGGGAGAAACCCUAUAAAUGUGAACAAUGCGAAAAAAGCUUCAACCGUAAAUCACACCUUAAUCGACAUCGCAAGUGCCAUACAGGGGAGAAACCCUAUAAAUGUGAACAAUGUGGAAAGAGUUUCAGUGAAAGAUCAACCCUUAAAGAACAUCGCAGGUGCCAUACAGGGGAGAAACCCUAUAAAUGUGAACAAUGUGGAAAAAGUUUCAACAACAAAUCAAACUUUAAUCGACAUCGCAUGUGCCAUACAGGGGAGAAACCCUAUAAAUGUGAACAAUGUGGAAAGAGUUUCAGUGAAAGAUCAACCCUUAAAGAACAUCGCAGGUGCCAUACAGGGGAGAAACCCUAUAAAUGUGAACAAUGUGGAAAGUGUUUCAGUCAAAGAUCAACCCUUAAGAAACAUCGCAUGUGCCAUACAGGGGAGAAACCCUAUAAAUGUGAAGAGUGUGGAAAAGGCUUCAAUCAGAGGUCACUCCUUAAGAGUCAUCAACAAAAUCACUCAGGGAAGAAACCCAUUCAAUGCAAAGAAUGUGGAAAGGGCAUCAUUCAAAGCAACAAUCUUAAUGUGCACAAAAGAAUCCAUACUGGAGAGAAACCUUUUCAAUGGUCUUCGUGCACAAAAGCAUUCCGUCACAAGUCCCAACUUAUUAACUAUCAGAGCAUUCAUAAACAGGAGACUCUCUAG
Molecule: messenger RNA, 2244 nt
Organism: Elgaria multicarinata webbii
Lineage: Eukaryota; Metazoa; Chordata; Lepidosauria; Squamata; Anguidae
Product: zinc finger protein 91-like
Exons: 6
Coding region: 1-2244 (747 amino acids)
Biological process (GO): regulation of transcription by RNA polymerase II
Molecular function (GO): DNA-binding transcription factor activity, RNA polymerase II-specific; RNA polymerase II cis-regulatory region sequence-specific DNA binding
Source: RefSeq, a predicted model, not a curated record